AUGAUUCGACAUCUUCUAAUCAUGUCAGGAUUGAGCUCUAGUUGCAGUAGGGACUGCUCAGGACGUGGUGAAUGCUACAAUGGCACAUGUUUAUGUGACAUACGUUUCACUGGGGAAUUGUGUGAUGGACCAAACUUGCCAUACCAUACAGGAAUUGGUGGUGUAUUCUUCUUUAUAAGCAUAGUUUGUGCAAUUCAACUCAUUACUUGCAUAAUAUCAGAAUAUGUGAGGUUGAAGGCUCCUAGUCUUCUUAGAGCAUGUAAAGUAACCACACAGAAGUUGAUCUACUUUGUAAUCUGCAUUGCCAGCUUGAUUCGUGGAGCAUACUUCAUAUUUCCUGAAUCUUUUGAAUAUGGUUGGUCAAGUAGUCUGUUAUCAUCCUACUAUCCACUACUCAUGUCAAGUGCAUCACUCAUUGUGUGUUUCUGGGCAGAGGUGUUCCACUUGCCAGGCAUUCGCUGGGAUAAACCUCAGUUCCUGUCUAAAUCUUUCCUCGCAUUCAUCACAUUCAAUGUGAUCAGCUUCAGCCUCCUCAUCGCUGAAACCAUAACCACUCAACUUGCCAAACCGCCACCAGAUGAUCCUCGUUUCUAUCAUCACUUAUUCAAUGGAUGCUAUGCAGUUUUGAUGUUCAUCAUUGUUGUUUUCUUUCUAAUCUAUGGAGUUGAAGUGUACUUCAAGGUUCGAGGAGGUUUCAUCACCAAACCACUUCAACUAGCCAGCAACAAUUUAGAAACACAACCUCUUCGAGAUGAACCAGACCUCAGAAAUAGGAUUAACUUGUCUCAACUUCACCAGUCACGUAUUGGUUUGUUGAGCCAAGCUCUGAUGCUCAUCAUCAUCUCUGGAUUCCUGUUUUCUGAAACAUUAUCGGAAUUUUGGAAAACAAAGGUGCCCAUCAACUCUCGCAACCUCCACAACAUCAUAUUCCGUGUGGUGGAGAUCGGCGUGGCCGUAUGGUUCCCUGCGGUCCUCUGGAACUGCAUGCAGCCCUCCGAGCUGUGGAUCCUCAAUCCCAGCAAGCUCCUGUCCCAGCUCGAGCGGCCGAGGAGCGGCGAGGCGGCGGAGGGGGGCGUCAAGGUAGAUAGCGACGACGAGGCGUUCCUGGACAAGCGGGAGUGCUGGAUAUGCUACGACGGGGACAAGAAGGAGCAGCUGAUCCAGCCGUGCGACUGCACCGGGGACGUGUCCAGCGUGCACCACGAGUGUCUCAGAAGAUGGCUGAUGGAGAGCGCGUCGGCCAGCAACGAGCCGCUCCGGUGCAAGGUGUGCCAGUACGAGUACGACAUAUGCAGGAGCGGCGAGGUGAAGUGGGACAAGGGCUUCACGGCCCACCAUUGGGGCAGCACCGCCUUCGUGGUGACGUGCAUGUGCGUGACGGUGGCUGGCGCCUGGAUCGUCAUCCAGCUGUACGACAACUCGUACGUGCGGAUGGCUAGCGCCAGCGUCGCUCUCAUCAUCAUCUACGUUUGCGUCAGGUUUUUGGGACAAAAUACUCUGAGCGCCUAUCAACGUGCCAAGGUAGCAGCACUGAGUAUUGGAAAUCACGUGACUACGAUCAGCGGUAAUGUGAAUUCGCCGACUACCUCCAACGCUGAGUCCGAGGUUGCCAAUGUUUCACUAUAA
This is a messenger RNA of Phaedon cochleariae (mustard beetle), 1626 nucleotides long. The record is from the annotation of a GenBank genome assembly. NCBI's taxonomy places the organism in Eukaryota, Metazoa, Arthropoda, Insecta, Coleoptera, Chrysomelidae.